AUGUCUGACUUCACAUCCAGUGUUCAAUGGCAAUUCAAGCAAUUUGAUAGACAAUUACAAAAAAAUAACUUUCUAAACGCACUAGAAUCAAGAACAAAUGUUCCAAAAUCUUAUCUAGUCUCUGGAUUUACUUUUGUUUAUCUCUUAUUGACAUUUUUGAAUGUCGGAGGAAUUGGACAGAUUUUAUCCAAUUUUGUAGGGUUUGUACUACCAACUGUCCAUUCUAUCAAUGCUAUUAAGACGAAGACAAAAGAUGACGAUACUAAAUUACUAGCUUACUGGAUCAUAUUCUCAUUCCUGAAUGUUAUCGAAUUCUGGUCAAGUGCAAUCUUAUACCUGAUUCCAUUUUAUUAUUUUAUUAAGAUAGUUUUCUUAGUGUAUAUCGGUACUCCAUCCACAGGCGGUGCUGUUUUGUUAUGGAACAAAUUCAUCGAACCAGUUUAUGAUCGCUCAAUUGGCCACUUCAUGCAAACCAACGAUAUCAGAAGUGCUGUCGACAAUGCCGAAGAAGCAAUGGCUACCGGCGCUUCUAGACACAUUCAUAAAAACUAA
This is a messenger RNA of Kazachstania africana CBS 2517, 552 nucleotides long. It is a transcript of the gene YOP1, whose product is annotated as Yop1p. The transcript is spliced from 2 exons. Lineage: Eukaryota; Fungi; Ascomycota; Saccharomycetes; Saccharomycetales; Saccharomycetaceae. The record is from RefSeq and is a predicted model, not a curated record. The coding region runs from base 1 to 552 and encodes 183 amino acids.